Messenger RNA from Lithohypha guttulata, 1299 nucleotides. RefSeq lists its product as uncharacterized. The record is from RefSeq and is a predicted model, not a curated record. NCBI's taxonomy places the organism in Eukaryota, Fungi, Ascomycota, Eurotiomycetes, Chaetothyriales, Trichomeriaceae. Gene Ontology annotation, cellular component: cytosol. The transcript is spliced from 2 exons. Gene Ontology annotation, molecular function: purine nucleosidase activity. The coding region runs from base 1 to 1299 and encodes 432 amino acids. Gene Ontology annotation, biological process: purine nucleoside catabolic process.
AUGGCUGGCAAUCUAUCUAUGAUUCUUCCCGAGCCGCAACGGGUACCAGGCUCUCUUGGUGACCUCAUAUUUGGUCGCAAUGCAUUCUGGUUCUCUUCUUCGUCGCUCACAUCCCUUCGACAACCACCCCAAGUCCAUCAACUCAUGAAGUUCAUGAUCGCAUACACCGUGGCUUUGCUGUCGUAUAGCAGCCUAUCCAGUGCCUUAAGACAUGAGAAAAGACAAAACUCCAAUGCCACGAAUGCCUCGCCAAAGAUCAUAAUAGACAACGACUGGGGAGCUCCCGAUUUCUACCUCAUCCUGAUGGCUCUAGCUUUAGACUACGAGGUUCUUGGGCUCACGAGCAAUUCUGCCAAUACCUGGGCACUUCAGUCAAGCUUGCAUGCACUACGCGGACUUGAGCUAGGAAACCUCACAUCUUGCAUCCCAGUCUACAAAGGUGCAGAUUAUCCUCUUCUCAACACACCUUCACUGUUUCAGUCGUGGCAGUAUAUCCACGGCGCGUUGCCCUGGCAGGGUGUCUUCGCACCCGAGAACCUCACAGCACAGGCGGCAGGAUUCGAUCCAACCUCCGGAGAUCCCAAUACUAUCAAUCCUGUGGCAUUUGUUGGCGGCACCGUGCCAGACCAGUCUCUGUUAGCUGGCUACCAAGCAGCAAUAUUCAUGAUUGAAAGUGUUCGGAAAUAUCCCAGUCAAGUCUCCAUAUACUCAGCAGGCGCUCUCACCAACAUUGCGCUCGCUAUUCGUCUCGACCCGACAUUCGCGCAGAACGCAAAGGAACUGGUCGUGAUGGGCGGCUACAUCGACACAACCCUUCUCCAGGCCACAGGCGACUUCCUCCAAGCCGACAUCAAUUCAGACAUCAACCUCAAGAUCGACCCUGAAAGUUCCAAGAUCGCCCUAACAGCCGACUGGAGGAACGUCACGCUCGUAAGCGCAGCCGCAAACAAUGUGUUCAUCAACGCAACAGACUACGCUGAGAUUAGUUCCGUCAACAAUACAUACACGCAAGCUUUUGUCUCGAAAUACUUCCCGGUUCUUCCGGCAUGGGACGCAACUGCCAUGGCUGUUCUUUUGGACCGCGAAAACGUCCUGACGAACUCGACGGAAUUCUUUGUCGACGUUGAUGUGGCGUGGUUCUCACCUUAUUAUGGUGAGAUCAGAGCGUAUCAGCAGAUCCUGGCGCCCAUGGGUCAGCAGUUGAGAAAUGUGUCGUAUGCGUUUAGUGUUGAUGAGGAUAGGGUGAAGAGCAUGAUGAAGCAGGCUAUGAUGCAGCCGCGGACAUGUGCGGAUGUAUGA